AAUCUACCCAGCACUGGUGUUCUAUAAUUCUGUCUGUAAGAGCUUUUGUAACCAAAAACUUAAAACUAACCUUUCAGAGAACGCUGCAGUGAGGUUUUAUUUUUUAAUUAUUUUUUGUUUUGGCGACAACAUAAAGUGAACCUAUAAUCUAGGCUAUAUACAGAACCUUUCCUACAGGUUAUUUUAAAGUAAACACAUUUUUCAUAACCAUGAACUACAUUUUGCUAAAUUACAUGACUAAUUAGUGUAAAAAAAAAAAAACAUUAAUCAGGUUGGUAUAAAACAGUAUAUAAUCUCACAGGGAGUCAUAUAUUCGUGACUGAGAUUAAAAUCUGCUCCGCACAGAAACAAAUCAAUUAAAGCGUCUGGAUCCACAGAUAAAAGAUUGUUGCGCUUGCGUCAAUUAACGCGCGUGACUCCACCAAUCAGAUGCGCCGUUAGGGCGCCCUCACGUAGUGCCCAAAGCAAACUGAUUGAUUUACGCAAAGUGUCCAGAUUCACAUCUCCAAUGUUAGACGUGUGAGUGGUUAAUACUGAUGAAGUGGAUGGAUCUCCGAAUAUCUCGCUCUAACACAAUUGGGUUGAAUAAAAGAUCUUUUGCCGAUCGAGAUAACUUCAUAAGAGUGUAUCUUUGAUGUUGUUCUCACACAAGGGGAUAUAUUCUGUAAGAGAUGGCUAUUAACACGGACGCGCCUCACGCGACACACGCCCUGGGCGAGAGAGCCGCGCUGCACUCCACCGAUUUUAGAGAUACUCAGAAACUUCUUGACAUCUCAGGCAAAGAGCUGAAAAGAGAAUUAAACCGCUCACCUUCGGAUACAAUCCUCGUUAAGUAUCUCGAGGCGGAACAGACUGUGGUUAACGACGCUUCGGAGCCCCGCUCUCCGUCGCGUCUCAGUUUCAGACGCGCGUUGUCGCCCGAGCCCGGAGAACGCGAGCCGCGUAGCUUCAUGUGGGUGGCCGUGCUCUCCUGCUUCUGUCCGGCCGUUCCCAUAAACCUGUUCGCGCUUUAUUUCGCUCAUGUGUCUCGGUCCAUGAUACAAGUAAAAGAUUAUGAAGGAGCCAGAAGAGUUGGGCGUCUAGCUUUGUUGCUUAGUAUCGUUUCCAUUGUUGUGGGUCUAGCAAUAAUCCUUUAUCUGUUGAUGACAGAGUAUAAAUAGUUGGAUAUCCUAGAAAAUUGUGAGCAUUGACGUAAACGGGUAAAGAGAUGAAAACAAAGAAGACGGAUGAUAAAUGCCAUGUGAAAAAAGGGCUAGAAUAUCAGUUUAUAUUAUGCACAGUGUUAAAUUUGUUUCAUUCAUUCAUCCAUUCUUUCAUUCAAGGACCUGUUUAUUGAACUUUUUUUUCUAAACCAUCUUGAUGCCUUUCUGUUGCUGUCUUCGGGGUUUAAGGUAGCUUUUGCUUUAUCCAACAAUGCAUUGAUGACUUGUGACUUUUUGGAUUACUUUUUUGUCUUUUUAAAAUUAUAAUCUACAUGAAAUAUUACAAUCAACUGUUCAAAGAAAACAUAUUCUUAUGCCAAGUGAAGUCUAUAAUUGUUUUUUAUCGAUAUUACAGUACAAGUGCAUUAUAUCAUGCUAAUGAAUUACCUGUUGCAAUAACAAGAAUAUGACUUCUGUUCUGAGAAUGAGAAUUUGUUGUUAUUAUUUAUUUUUCUUGCAACUUAAUAAACUUUUAAUAAUG
Carassius gibelio (silver crucian carp) is the source of this 1683-nucleotide messenger RNA. RefSeq names its product trafficking regulator of GLUT4 1. The record is from RefSeq and is a predicted model, not a curated record. The coding region runs from base 672 to 1160 and encodes 162 amino acids. Lineage: Eukaryota; Metazoa; Chordata; Actinopteri; Cypriniformes; Cyprinidae. Gene Ontology annotation, cellular component: membrane. The transcript is spliced from 3 exons.